Messenger RNA from Paramecium primaurelia, 919 nucleotides. The record is from the annotation of a GenBank genome assembly. Lineage: Eukaryota; Ciliophora; Oligohymenophorea; Peniculida; Parameciidae.
AUGGAUUAAAAAACUAAAGUGGAAGUAUAUUAAAAAUAUUAUAAAGUAGAGUGAUCUAUGUGACAAUUAGAAUAAGUAUUUUAAACAAAGUAAACCUUUGUUAUUGAGUUAAAUUAUCAAUAUUAGAUUAAACUAACCUAGACCAGAAGAACGGAAACAUCAUUCAGAAGCAAUCAAAUAAGUAUUAUUUAUUGUAUAAUGAUGGUAGCAAGCUAGAGCAUUUAAUAUAAAUAAAUGGUAGGAAAUGAUUGAUAAAGAUGAAUUAUACUAGAUGUCAUUGACUGGCCAUUUAAUUAAAGCAAUUUAACUUUAAAAUGGUAAUGCUACUUUGAACAACCUCAUAAAUGUAACAGAACCUUAUCUCCCAUACUUAAGAAGAUAAAAUGGUAAAAAUUUCACAGGUAUGGCUACGAGAACAGUAAAAGGAUGCUUAUCUGCAGUUGUUUUUAAAAGAAAUGAUGAAUCUAGUUGGUCUGUUGAUGAAACUAAAGUUGAAGAAUUUAUAAAUCUAGCUAAUAAGAAAUUAGCUUAUUUUUUUGAAAAACUAAAGAAAAAUUUUCCAAUGUAUGACAGUAUUAAAUAAGAAUCUAAUGGAAAGAAAUCAAAAAAGAAAAUAAAAUCAGAAGCUAAAAGAGAUGAUGAUUAAUUCAAUAAUCAUUUUUAAUAGUUUUUAGAUUAAAAGUCUGAUAUGUAAGAUCAUAUUAAAAUUGAAAACAAUUUCUAAUCAUUUGAUUAAAAUGCUACAAAUAGAGCCAAUUCAGAUUGGCUUUAUUCAAUCAGUGACAAUAUCUUUAAGAAUCUAUAGUAUAUAAGAUCAGGUGAAAAAUUAGAAGAUUAGUUUUUAGGAAAUUUAAUAGCUUUUUAUAACAUGAAGAGUUAGUUAGAGAGAAUGUAAGAAUGUUAAAGAUAUGUUGAUUGA